This is a messenger RNA of Mesocestoides corti, 460 nucleotides long. NCBI's taxonomy places the organism in Eukaryota, Metazoa, Platyhelminthes, Cestoda, Cyclophyllidea, Mesocestoididae. The record is from the annotation of a GenBank genome assembly.
UUUGCGAAAACUCCACGGAUGUCCACCUCUGCGAUUUAGUCAUUCCUUAGCAGAAUCUGCUCAAGAGUACGCCGAGUACUUGGCAAGGAAGGACUUGUUUGAGCACAGUGAAUGCACCGACUAUGGGGAGAAUCUCAUCAUUCGAAGAGGUCACAAGGGAAUAGUUCUGACUGGUCAACAGGCAACUCUGGCCUGGUACAGUGAAAUAAGCUCCUACAAUUUUAAAAAGGAAAACCAAACCAACUGUGGUCAUUUCACUCAGCUGGUUUGGAAAGAAACCCGUAAGGCCGGUUUCGGAGUUGCUCGAAGCAAAGACGGUUCCUCCAUAUACGUGGUUGGGCACUACAAACCAUCAGGUAACUUUUUGGACUACUUCCGCGAAAACGUACCACCGCCAACGAGUGGACACAAAUACGUCCCCACAAUUGAGGAACUGAGUAAGUUUUUGGUCCGAUUGUAG